Messenger RNA from Closterium sp. NIES-67, 1955 nucleotides. The record is from the annotation of a GenBank genome assembly. Lineage: Eukaryota; Viridiplantae; Streptophyta; Zygnematophyceae; Desmidiales; Closteriaceae.
UUUUCUUUCCUCGUAACAUCUACAGCCCUAGCGCAUGAGGAGGAACCUUUUUUAGCAGACGCGCGGGAGAAAUGGUGAACGUUUGGUGGAGCCAGUCUUGACGAGAAGCCGACGUGGGAAGCCGAGGCGCGUGCUGAAAUUUAUUUCCAGCCAGUCGUAGCCUCCUCGUGCCAGGACGUCACCCGUGUCUCGACGCGUUACGGAGAUAUACUAACGGCGAGUUCAAGUCAGCCCGACGCUCUAAGAAUGGCGAAACCCACCCUAUCGGUCCAUAGUAACUCCUGGGUGUCGACGCUCCGGCGUGUCGCGAAAGGAGCCUUCGCGUUAACCGCUUUCGCGAUCAUUUCGUUCGCGCUACUGUUGGUCUGGGUGUACAAUUUCUCGUCAGGCUCGAGUCCCGAUGUCGCAGCGUUUCGCGAUUCGUUCGACUCGUGCGUCGGAGUGGGUCUUGCGUACAAGGGAAUGCACACCACGUCAUUUUUCCGCGGUAUUGCGUGCUCCGAUCUGGUGAAUGCAGCCGCCAUACGCGGUAAAGCAGGCUUCGACAAGGGAAACGAAACUCGUUACUUGCGCAUGGCCCAUGGAAGCGACAGCAGCAGCAGCAGCGAAGCGGAUGAUUCGGGAAUGGGGGAUCUAGGAACGGAGAAUCUAAUCGCGGCGAAUCUAGGAUCGGAGAAUCCCGGGAGAGACGGUUGCCGGGUCGCGUAUGACUCCAGCGUGGAUCCUCGGGAUAUAAAACCCACUUCCGCUUUCACCCACUCCGGCUGCCAGAUCGAAUGGAUCACUUUCUCCACCCGGUGCGGAAAAGGCGUUCAACGCUUAGCUAAGUUCUGCGACCUGGUGGGAGUUCCGUUCGCGGUGCUCGGUUUGAAUGAGACCUGGAAAGGAUUAGGCGGUCGCGUGAGAUACUAUCGGGAGUAUAUGACGACUCUACCGCGCGACCGGAUCGUGAUAGUAACGGAUGCCGACGACGUCUUGCUGCUGCCGAAUCGCGAGCUUUGCGGUCCCGACCAGUUGAUUAAAGCGUUCCUGUCCCUUAACGCUCCUGUCGUUUUCGGAGCCGAGAUCUUCGCGUAUCCAACAAACGAAGUCAUCCCGUUUUACCCACAGAAGGUCAGGUAUCCUUUUCCGAAUCGGCACCUUAACGCGGGGUCUUAUAUCGGGUACGCGUGGGCUUUAUUGGAGAUGAUAGACGCGACGUACACGGGUGACUGUAUGGAGGAUCAGCGACAGUUCGUUACAGGUUACUUGGCCCAGCCGUUUCUCUUCAACGCCCUCCCACGGACGCCUUACCCUGAAGCUGAUUACCCUUCAAUACAGUCACUUCUUUCCCAGCAAGCCAGCUCGCGUGCAAAUGAAGCAGCAGCGAUUUCUGCAGCCGGGAAUUCCAAGGAUUCCCCGGCCCGUUACAAGACUCCAGCACCUGCUCCGGGCACCCUGAAAUAUUUCUGCACUCUGCCCGACGGUUUGCAAGACCUAAUUCCAGAGGGAAUUACCCCGGAAAAGCUAGAAGAUGCCCGACAAGCAGCACCGCCGCCAUUUAUCAAGCUAGACCACUACAACGCAGUGAUAGAGCUCCUGGGAGGGCGGAGACUAGAGCAGUUUGAAGUGCAGGGGUCUGGAACUGAGGUCAAGGUGUAUUCCAGGGUGACUAAGGCAUACCCUUGCGUUUUCCACCAGUCGGGUGAUAAGCUGAAGAGGGGAAUUGUGAAUGAGAUAGUGGAGAAUGGGACUUUGGAUGAGAUUGCAUUCGAAGGUAUGGUUUAACGGAGAGCUGCAUACGUGGUGGUGACUGUAUGCAGCAUAAGUAUUGCGGCAAGAAGCUGGAGAGGAGGUGGUGAAUAGGAUUGCGGAGAUAGCCUUUUUUGUGGUUGGAGAUACCGUAUGUACUCCAUCGCACCUCUAAGCUCGGAUUUGUGAGGGAUGUCCAUCGCACCUCUAUAUCAGAAAAUUGA